Penicillium oxalicum is the source of this 2727-nucleotide messenger RNA. Its product is annotated as glycoside hydrolase family 55 protein. The transcript has 3 exons. Gene Ontology annotation, molecular function: polygalacturonase activity. The record is from RefSeq and is a predicted model, not a curated record. NCBI's taxonomy places the organism in Eukaryota, Fungi, Ascomycota, Eurotiomycetes, Eurotiales, Aspergillaceae. The coding region runs from base 1 to 2727 and encodes 908 amino acids.
AUGCGAAGGUCUUUCUAUUCGGCGUGUUUGACUGUUUGGCUUGCGGCACAGGUAAAUGCAAAUCAGCUUACACCAGAGCACGAGAGAGACACCGGUGCUGGCACGAGGGCACCGAAGAGGAUUGGUCCAUCAUGGUUAUUUGAUAUUGGCUCAGUCCUUGGACUCCCAGACUUGUCAGGCAAAGGACCAAGUUCCGUGAUUCCCGAUUCCCUCACCAGCGUCGAUGCGAUACCAAGCUCGCUCUUCUACAAUGAUAUCACCUCGAGCACAAUUAUACCAGCUUCAUCUACGUUGUCACAUGUGCCUGUAGCGCUAUCUUCAUCCUCAACUUCAGGUGCCUCCGAAACGGCCACAUCCACACUCUCGGCGACAGCAGCAACGUCUGAAACCGGAACCGCAGCUAGUACAUCGGCCGCCGGGGCUGCAAGUACGGAAAUCAGCAAUUCGGCACUUUCAGGUUCAUUGAUCAAUUCGACAAUUCAAACAUGCCACAGUCCCUUGAUUAAUUCAGACUUUGUGUAUUGGCUCGAAGCCCAAAACCAUGGCGGCAAGGGCGCCGGGUACGCGCCAUACUCCAGCUCUCCGAGUACGUAUCCCGUGUUUCGCAACGCGAUGGACUACAAUGCGAUCAAUGAUGGCACCGGUGAUCAAACAGCCGCGCUGCAAAAGGCCAUCGACGACGAUGGUAAUGGAGGGAGCCGGAAAGGAACGGGCGUCACGCGCAAUCCAGCUGAAGUAUACCUCCCUGGAGGCGAGUAUCUGCUGGGUAGUACUCUUAGUCUGACCGUCGGCACCAUCAUUGUCGGAGAUCCCAACAAUCCUCCCAUCUUGAAAGCGGCUCCCGGUUUCAAGGGAGAUUUUCUGGUCAUGGGAUACGAUAAGCAUAACGGCAACCCGGAAACGAGUUUCAUGACCUUGAUGAAGAACGUGAUUCUUGAUACGACGGAUGUCACAGCCACCCAGCCCAUUACAGCCUUGCAAUGGGGCGUAGCGCAGGGAAGUGGUCUGACGGGUGUUCAGGUCCGAAUGCCGACAGGCGAAUGUUCUCACACUGGUAUCAACAUCAUCGCUGGCUCGACGAUAGCGGUGACCGAUGUCAUCAUUACUGGUGGCGCUGUAGGAAUUAUCAACUCGAAUCAACAAGUCAAUUUCAAAAAUGUUCGUUUUGUCGGGUGUCGUACCGCAUUUGAAGCCGCUGGUGGUUGGACUGUACUUCUCCAAGGCGCCCUCUUUGACACCUGUGGGACAGGCGUCAAUAUGACCACAAAUGCUCUGGGAAGCUUGGUCAUCCUUGAUUCCUCUUCGACCAAUUCUGGUCCCCUGAUUCGUUUCCACGAUUCAUCGCGAGAUACUGGCAAGCAAAAUAGCCAGUUUCUGAUCCAAAACCUGGACUACACCUCUGUCAAUCCCAUCGCGGUGGAUGCCUCCGGUGCAACUCGCUUGAAUGCGACCUCUCAUGUCGAUACUUGGGUCUGGGGGACCAUGGUUCCGGGGACUUACAACGCUGGAGGAUCGUGGGUCACCAAGAGGCCGGAAGCUCUCUUGGAUAGUAAUCGGUAUUUCACCAAAGCGCAGCCGAGCUACGCUGGCUACAGUGAUGUCGAGGUGAUUAAUGUCAAGACAGUUGCCGAUCAUGUGGUGAAAGGUGACGGUGUGACCGACGACACCGAGGCACUCAAUGCAAUUCUCGCCCAGAAUGCUGAUGAUUGCAAGAUCACCUACAUCCCUUUCGGCGUGUACAAGGUGUCUGAUACGAUAUUCAUUCCUCUGGGAUCCCGGAUUGUGGGCGAGGCAUGGUCGGUCAUCUCGGCCUACGGCGAUUCUUUCAAAAACUCCUCGGAGCCGCGACCAGUGGUGAAAGUUGGGAAUCCAGGGGAUGUUGGCGUGAUCGAGAUCCAAGACAUUCGAGUCUCUGCCGCUGAAAUUCUACCAGGAGCAAAAAUGAUCGAGGUGAAUGCGGCGGGUGAUCAACCCGGGGAUGUUGGUCUUUGGAAUACCGUGAUCACCGUCGGCGGCACAGCAGAGACGUCCAUCUCAACCGACUGCAUCUCACAGCAACCCAAAGACUGUAUGGCCGCAUUCAUGCUCAUGCAUCUGACAAGCACCUCCUCCGCAUACAUUGAGAAUAUCUGGGGCUGGACCGCCGACCACAACCUCGAUAGUGAGUCGAUUCUCACUAUCAUCUCGGCGGCCCGAGGUCUCCUUGUUGAGUCCACCAAGGGUACAUGGCUCACGGGAACGGGCUUCGAGCAUAACUGGCUUUACAAUUACAACUUUCACAAUGCCUCCAACGUCUUUGCUGGUCUCUUGCAGAGCGAGUCGCCGUAUAUGCAAGGAACCGGGGAGCUUGCCAGAGCCCCUGCCCCGUGGCGUGAUGAGCCUUUUCUGGGAGACCCCGAUUUCUCGUGGUGCGGACUCACGGAUGACAAGUGUCGCACCUCAUUGGCGACGAAUGUGGAUGGGGGCUCUGAUAUCGCGCUGUACAACUCAGCGGCGUGGGCAUUUUUCGAUGGGGAGUGGAACGGUCAAUAUAACGAGCCUUGUGAGGGCAAAUGUCAAACGAAUAUGAUGCGCGUCACGGGGACACCGAAGAAUCUGAUUUGGUACUCGAUCAGCACACGAAUGUCAGAUGUGGUGGUGCUGGAUGGCAUUUCAAACCCUCGGGCAGAUGAUCAUGCUGGGGGCUGGGAGAGUCUGAUUCAGGCGUACGGCCAAUUCUCAUCCUAG